Messenger RNA from Rubroshorea leprosula, 742 nucleotides. The record is from the annotation of a GenBank genome assembly. Lineage: Eukaryota; Viridiplantae; Streptophyta; Magnoliopsida; Malvales; Dipterocarpaceae.
GAUGCGGAUGUGAAGCUGUGAUUUGAUGCAAUGUCGGCCCAAAUCGAACCCACGCACCGAAGAAGAAGAAGAAGAAGAAGAAGAAGAAGAGGAGGAGGAAGGGUCACUCCACCUGAACGCCAUCGGAAAUUGUACUUGGUGCAGUCACGUCCUGCUUCUUCGAUCACCUCGUCGCCUUUGCGGCUGUGUAAUCCACAGACACAGUGACUGUAGCAGUUGAGUUGAAUUGGUGAGCCAAACCGAAAACCCUAGUUUUCUUCUGCAAAAGGGUUCAUAAAAUUUUGGGUUCAAAUGGCAAGCAAUUGGAAGAGAAACGUAAGGUCGUUCAUGGGGAAUGCAAUGGGAGGGCUCAAAGGAGGAACCAACCUCGCUUCGUGGGUCGUUGCUGGAACCUUCGCCUAUUUUCUGUGGGUAAAACCCUCUCAGGAUCUUAAGAAGGAACAACAGAAAAGAUCGGCUCUUGCAGCAGCUUCUAAUCCUCAGGUGAUUUUGGUUUUCCUAUUCAUGGUGGUUUCUGCUUCAUGUUUCCUCAAGAUUUUAACUUUGAUUUGCUUUUAUUUUGUGUCUGUCUGUGUGUUUGUUCAUUGUUUGUAGGAAACAGGAUUGAUAUCCGUCAACAAGAAGAGAACUGAGGAAUAGAUAUAUAUGUCCCAAAACUUUGUAAGUUAGCUUCGUUGGUUCAAAGAACAAUACACUAAUACAGUGAUGUUAAACAUGUAUUAGCUAGAGCCCUUUAUUCCAA